Molecule: messenger RNA, 3042 nt
Organism: Oncorhynchus gorbuscha (pink salmon)
Lineage: Eukaryota; Metazoa; Chordata; Actinopteri; Salmoniformes; Salmonidae
Product: methionine synthase reductase-like
Exons: 15
Coding region: 593-2839 (748 amino acids)
Biological process (GO): homocysteine metabolic process
Cellular component (GO): cytosol
Molecular function (GO): [methionine synthase] reductase (NADPH) activity; flavin adenine dinucleotide binding; FMN binding
Source: RefSeq, a predicted model, not a curated record
UGUAUCAAAGAGUUUAUAACUCCGUAAUUGUAUUUGCUUUAUACUGUUUUGGGGCGAAUACGUAUAUAUUUUUAGCAAACUAUCAGACAGCUCAUUUAGCAGUUUUACUGGUAUCGUCAAGCUCUUUCCCAGGCUUGAGUAAAUUGUCCAGAAAAGUGAAUUCAAUAUUUGUCUUGUGAGCUAAAGUUAGUGCCAUUUUUGUCUGUCACUUCCACCAAAUACAUUAUAUCGGACUCCACCACUGAGUUUAGUAGCUGGUCAGUGUCCAGAGCUGGAAGACUGGCACACAUCAUGAGUUUUAACCGCUAUCUUGCCUGUCAGUCCUGAUAAGCAGAGAGCUGUUCUCCAAAAGCAUCCUCAUAUCAGAGAAAAGCAGUUCGUGUUAUGUUAACCGUUCGAUAAAUAAAUGGACACAAAUCCACGUGCAUUAGGACAGCCUGUUCCUUCCUGGUGUAUGUCGUGCGUCACAAGUGACGUAACUUCUGGCUAGGAUUUGUACGGUGCUGAACGUGUUCAAAGGUUUAUUAUACAAUGUUACAAAAGGAAUUCCACUGGGAUCUGCUACGAGCUCUUCAACUUUCCGAUCGUCAAAAUGCCAUGUGAGUUAAAGCCUCGGUUCCUGGUUCUGUACGGGUCUCAGAAAGGCCAGGCCCAGUCCAUAGCCGAGGGCAUAGCUGACGAGGCCGAGGAGAGGGGACUGUUUGCUGAUAUCUGCUGCUUGAGUGAAGGACACAAGUUUAACUUGGAGAAAGAGAGUUCUCCUGUGGUGUUCGUUGUGUCGACCACAGGGGAUGGGGACCCACCAGAUACAGCCCAGAAGUUUGUCAAGAGAAUCAAGAAAAAGACCCUGCCCCGUGACCUCUAUGCACACCUCUGCUAUGCUUUUUUAGCUCUGGGCGACACAAACUAUGCAGAUUUCUGCAAAUGUGGGAAGACUAUUGACAGCCGUCUACUGGAUCUUGGUGCUAAACAUUUCUAUACAACAGGACAUGCAGACGACGGUGUAGGGCUCGAGUUGGUGUUGGACCCCUGGCUUGAAGGACUGUGGGAGGCGAUCAGAGGAGCAUUAUCCAAGAUGGCCGCCCCUCAGCCUGAGCGAGAUGGCCAUGUUAGGGACCAGAUAGUAUCGUCGAACGAAACGCCAGAAUCAUCAGCAACAGACAUCAAACUCCACCUCCUGAGUCUCAACGAAUCAGAAUCCCAGAUCACCAAAUCCCUCACAACAGCAGCGAGAGCUAAGACUGAUUCUUUGGCUGUUUUAGCAUCAGAGACCAGGAGCUCAGUUACUGAUCUCAUAACGGUGUCAGCGACCGACAACACUGGGACUGCUCUUAAACUUCAUAGUGUUGUCUCUGAAUGCAAGUCAGUGUUGACGACACCGAGUGGACAGACUGGGGCUCCCCCUGCUGUUGUAGAGGCCUCUCUGACACGAUCCUUGCCUCCGCUGUCUGAGUUGGCCCUCAACAUCCCAGCUCUGCCUCCACCCUACCUGGAUGUCAUGCUUCAGGAAGCCACCAUAGAAGAAGAGACCAAUGCUCCGGUCAGUAAGGAGACUCUUCACGAGGUUCCCAUCUCCAGGGCAGUCCAGCUGACCAGAGACGACUCAGUUAAAACAGCCCUUCUGAUCGAGAUGGACAUCUCAUCCCACCCUAUGGCCUACCAGCCUGGGGACUCGCUUGAUGUGCUCUGCCCUAACAGAGCCUCCGAGGUGGGAGAGUUGCUCCGUAGACUGGGCCUAGAGGAUCAGAAGAGCAACCGCAUCCAACUCUCACUACGAAAAGAAACCAAGAAGAAAACUGCUCAGAUCCCCUCCUACAUCCCAGAGAACAGCACUCUGCACUACCUGCUCACCUGGAGUCUGGAGAUCAGGACUGUCCCUAAGAAGGCGUUCCUCCGUUCCCUGGUGGAGUGUACAGGAGACAGUGGUGAGAAGAGGAGACUACAGGAGCUGUGUAGUAAACAGGGAUCAGCCGACUACAACCUCUAUGUCAGAGACCACAACCUCGGCCUAUUGGACCUGCUCACGGCUUUCCCCGCCUGCCAGCCCCCUCUCAGCCUCCUCAUAGAACAUUUGCCCAAACUGCAACCAAGACCGUACUCCGCGGCAAGCUCCAGUUUAAGACAUCCAGGUCGGCUGCACUUUGUUUUCAACAUCAUAGAGUUCCCAGCAUGCGCUGGGAGACCCGUGGGGAGGCGUGGCCUGUGUACUGGUUGGCUCUCUGACCUAGUUGAUCCCAUCCUGGUGCACCCUCGGAAGGCUCAGUCCUCCAGCACCCCAGCCCUCCCUAAGGUCCAUGUGUGUGUGCGUCAGAACUGCUCCUUCCGCCUGCCCUCUGACCUCUCCAAACCCUUCAUCAUGAUUGGACCAGGCACCGGGGUUGCACCCUUCAUUGGAUUCCUACAACAAAGGGAGAAGGAGAGGGAGGAAAACCCAGAGGCGGAGUUCAGUGAAACCUGGCUAUUCUUCGGUUGUCGCCAUAGAGACCGAGACUUCCUGUUUAGAGAGGAGCUGCAGGGGUUUGUGGCAAGUGGAACCCUUACCCAUCUGAAAGUGUCUUUCUCACGAGACACUCAGGAGGGAACAGAAACACAGACCGACACGGGACCCAGAUACGUCCAACACAACCUGCGCAGCCACGCCAAAGACAUCGUCAACCUCCUCCUCAAGGAGAACGGGUACCUCUAUGUCUGCGGUGAUGCUAAGAACAUGGCUAAAGAUGUAAACGACACCCUGAUAGAGAUGCUAUCAGCAGAGCUUCAGCUGGAUAAACUGGACGCCAUGAAAAGACUGGCCGGACUCAGGGAGGAGAAACGUUAUCUUCAGGACAUCUGGAGCUGAAAGUAUUCACACCCCUUGACUUUUUCUACUUUUUUUUUUCGUGUUACAAGUUAGGAUUGAAACGUAUGUAAUUGUCAGGCCAGCAUCCCGGAGUCGCCUCUUCACUGAUGACGUUGAGACUGGUGUUUUGCAGGUACUAUUUAAUGAAGUUGCCAGUUGAGGACUUGUGAGGCGUCUGUUUCUAAAACUAGACACUCUAAUGU